AUAAUUAGCUCAAUACACCGUUUGAAAUCACAACUUCCAUUCACCAAUUGAAUUCUAAGAAAAAACCCUAUGGUAUGGACUAUUUAAUUAGGCCAAAGAAAAGAAAAAUCCAAUUGAAUUCUUCAAAAGGCCUUUGGAAUGGGCUAUUUAAUUGGGGCAAAGAAAAGAAAAUUGCAGAAUGGGGCUAAGUGAUCAACUUAGCGGUACGGCUUCAGAGAGGCCCAAAAGUUGUAAUCUUUUGCCUCUGUUUUUCCUGCACAACGCGCCAAUCUAAAGCGGAAAUGGGAGCACAAAUGCACAAUUAUGCAAUUUCCCAUUUUACCUGCUACUCUUCUUCUUCUUCUAUCUGCUCACCGUUCCAUCCUAUCUACACAAACAAGCAGCUUCCAUCACUUGACCAACCUCAAUUCUCCCCUCCCUCUCGCCGCGCCCAACUGCUUGCUUAAUUCGUGAGGGAAAUUAAAUUCCAAAUGUCGGAACUGCCCAUCUGGGUAGUCAAAAUUUCUUCCCUUUGCCCAACCUUGGUCGCGCAUGGCUGCUCGCACCUCUGAGCUUCAGCUCCAGCCGGCUAACAAGUUCAUGGAAGUAUCCAACGCUUGGUCUCGGCAACCCCAUCACGUAUUCCUCACUCCGCGCUCUCUUUCUUGUCUUUUGGGUUCCAGGAAACCCUGGUCGAAGUGCACGUGCCAGCGGAUAUCCCUUGACAAUGCACGGAGAUGUAGACUCCGUAGCACUAGGAGUCGCUAUCAUUUCAGAAUUCCGGUAAUGUCUGCAAAGAAAGGCAAUGGAUGUGUUUCCUCGGAAAGACUAUGUGAGGUAGUUUGGACUAUUGAAGCUGAUUUGCCAGAUGGUCAGUCACUGUACCUUACAGGUGAACUCACUCAGUUGGGGUGUUGGCAGCCUGGUAAGGCCAUCCAAAUGUUCCCUACCGAACACUCAAAUUUGUGGAGAGCUCAAAUGAAGAUUGCCCCCGGGAACUUCAAAUAUAAUUAUUUCAUGACGAAAGAAAGGUCAAAUUUAUCUGACAUCAAAUGGAGAACGGGUCCUGAAGUUUCUUUGUCAGUACCAUUCAAUGCCAAUCAGGAUAGCAGAGUUCUGGUGAGGGAUUCAUGGAGGAAGUUUAGUACUGCAAGUCCUCCAACUCAUGGAUGGGAUUCUUGGAUAGACGAUGCAUAUCUAACUGUCCAACCAUUGCCUGCUGCUCUACCGACAGAUGAACAAGAGAAUCUGAAGAGAAUUAUGUUUGAUAUAAAAGAAGCAAUGCACUCGCCAAAGUGGAAAAUCAAGGAUACAACCUAUGAAAGAGACCAACCUAUUGAAGAGCCAUGGUUACCCCUAUCAUCCACUGUAUUUAUUGUCUAUGAAGACAAGUCUAUUCCAGAUAUAUCAGGACGUAUAGAGGAGGAUGUCUCAAAAGUGGAUGUUGACAUCCAGAAUUACAAAUCUCCAGACCGGUUGCCACCUGCAGACGUGAGCAAUCUGAUUUUGAAGGAAGAUUCAGUAUCUACCAUCAUAUUGAUUAAUUCUUCUAUAUGUACCAUGCAAAGGAUUGCUGUAUUAGAAGAUGGGAAAUUGGUUGAGUUACUGCUAGAACCAGUUAAAACUAACGUGCAGUGUGACAGUGUGUAUUUAGGAGUUGUUACGAAACUCGUCCCACAUAUGGGUGGGGCAUUUGUGAAUAUAGGAAGUCCAAGGCCUUCUUUCAUGGACAUAAAGCAAAACAGAGAACCAUUUAUAUUUCCUCCCUUUCGCCAAAGUAGCAAUAAAGAAGAGGAAAACGGUUCUGUGCUUGAAGCUUGUGAAGAAGAACAUACUGCUGCUAGUGAGAAUGAACACAUUUUACCUGAUGUUGAAGAAUUUAUCUCUAGGGGUGAUUUAGUUAAUGACGAGGAGCAUGAUAUUGAUGAUGAUUUUGACACUAUGGAAGAGAAGGAACAUCUUAAUGGGAGUGUAGUGGAUCUUGGAGAAGCAGAAGCUCACUUUGGGAAUUUCUUGGAUUUGAAAAACCAUCUGCUAGCUGAAACAACUGAUGGACCUUUCAACUCUUUGAUUUCUCAUUUACAAGAUACCAAUGCAUCAAAAAAUGGAAACAAGUGGAUCCAAGUUCGAAAAGGCACCAAGAUUAUUGUACAAGUUGUCAAGGAGGGACUGGGUACAAAAGGCCCUACAUUGACUGCUUAUCCAAAACUGAAGAGCAGGUUCUGGAUAUUGAGCACCCGGUGUGACAGAAUUGGAGUUUCAAAAAAAGUCUCAGGGGUUGAGCGAACUCGUCUAAGGGUCAUAGCGAAGACUUUGCAGCCACCAGGUUUUGGUUUAACUGUGAGGACUGUUGCUGCGGGCCAUUCCUUAGAGGAAUUGCAAAAAGAUCUAGAAGGGUUGCUGGCAACUUGGAAAAAUAUAAAGGAGGAAGCAAAAUCUUCUGCUCUUGCUGCAGAUGAAGGUGUUGAAGGGGCUAUUCCUGUGAUACUACACAGGGCCAUGGGUCAAACACUCUCUGUUGUACAGGACUACUUUAAUGAGAAGGUUCGGAAAAUGGUGGUUGACUCUCCAAGAACAUAUCAUGAGGUAACAAACUACCUUCAAGACAUUGCUCCCGAUCUUUGUAACCGGGUUGAGCUACAUGGUAGAAGGACGCCUCUCUUUGAUGAAUUCUGCAUUGAAGAAGAGAUCAAUCACAUCCUCAGCAAAAGAGUUCCAUUAGCAAAUGGUGGCUCCCUGGUAAUUGAACAAACAGAGGCUUUAGUGUCUAUUGAUGUGAAUGGCGGACAUGUGAUGUUUGGUCAAGGGACUUCACAAGAGAAGGCUAUUUUAGAUGUCAAUCUUGCAGCUGCCAAACAAAUUGCAAGGGAGCUGCGGCUUAGAGACAUUGGUGGUAUCAUUGUGGUAGACUUUAUAGACAUGGAAGAUGAGUCAAACAAGAGGCUAGUCUAUGAAGAAAUGAAGGAAGCUGUGGAGCGAGACCGGUCAACAGUGAAGGUCUCUGAAUUGUCGAAGCACGGACUCAUGGAAAUAACCAGGAAGAGGGUUCGACCGAGUGUGACUUUUAUGAUCAGUGAACCAUGCUCUUGCUGUCAUGCUACUGGAAGAGUUGAAGCUUUAGAGACAUCCUUUUCCAAGAUAGAACAAGAAAUUUGCCGGCAGCUUGUGAUGAUGGAAAUAAAAUCAGACCCGGAAAACCCAAAGACAUGGCCAAAAUUUAUAUUAAGGGUCGACCAGCAUAUGUCUGACUACUUAACUUCAGGGAAAAGGAAAAGACUUGCAAUCUUGAGUAGCUCCCUCAAAGUCUGGCUACUUCUGAAGGUUGCUAGAGGUUUCACAAGGGGAGCAUUUGAAGUGAAACCCUUCACAGACGAGACAGCAAGCAAGAAUCAGCAUCAGAUUGCCAUACAAGUCAUCCGACGAGCUGAAGCCAGAACGAGUAAGUCUGGCAGAAAAGUAACGCUUUUUCCCAUCAAGAAGAACAAGACUACUGGUGGCAGAUGAAGAAGUUUCCUGAGGCAGUAAUAGAGCACAUUCAUGCAG
Molecule: messenger RNA, 3522 nt
Organism: Linum trigynum
Lineage: Eukaryota; Viridiplantae; Streptophyta; Magnoliopsida; Malpighiales; Linaceae
Source: the annotation of a GenBank genome assembly